Molecule: messenger RNA, 1395 nt
Organism: Penicillium coprophilum
Lineage: Eukaryota; Fungi; Ascomycota; Eurotiomycetes; Eurotiales; Aspergillaceae
Exons: 3
Coding region: 1-1395 (464 amino acids)
Source: RefSeq, a predicted model, not a curated record
AUGACUUCCGAUACAUACUCUUUGAGCGAGGUCAUCAAGGUGGCCGAAAUUCAUCCUUUCUAUAAGGCCGAUCGGAAGUACCCGCCUGAUCCAGAAGCCAUUCAGAAGGCCCUUCAACAUUCAUCGACAGAGUCAAAGCAGACUGACCUUCAUUUGCAACCUUUGCUCAGAAAAGACGACAUUUAUCGUGUCAUCAAACGACUUACCAAUGACACAGAUCCGAGAAAUGAAUACCGGCGAAGCGUGUAUAUCAGUACCACAGGAGGAGGCUCCGGUGGGCUACCAUUGAUGUUUGCGACCGACACGAAGGAAAACCGCAAGCAGAGGGCAGUGUUUGGGGAAUUUCUGAGAAUCUGCAAAGUCAUUGAGCCCAACGACUGGGUUCUCUCGACCCACACAUCAGGGUUUCUUUACAGGUCCCUCGACCUUGUCAGUGAAAUCCUGGAAAACGCAGGAGCAUCUGUUCUAUGUGCAGGAAGUCGUAUGGAUGCUGCAGAGGUUGUCCACACAUUGAUCAACUAUCGUGUGAAUGUUUUGACAGGGGACAGUAGUCAAAUCAUUCAUAUUGUCCACCAUAUUUCGACCCUUCCGGCUGAACAGAGAAGUGAAAUCAGGGUCAACAAAGUGAUUUAUACCUCCGACUUGAUGACAUAUACCCAGAGAAGUUAUAUCUUGAAGGUUCUGGGUGCUGUGAAGAUUCUGUCAAUUCUGGGCAGUGCCGAGGCCGGUCCAUACGCAAUCGCCAACCCUGACAUCACCGGACGCUGUAUUUCUUCGGCAAGAGACUUUGUCUUUGAUACCCGCACUAUGCUCAUUGAGAUUCUUCACUCCUCUACCAUCAAUGAGGACUCUUCCUUUGGAAAGUUUGGCGGGAAACCGGUCCCCGAGGGGGAACAGGGAAUUAUUGUCCAGACGUCACUGCAACGGUUACGCAAUCCUCUUGUGCGGUAUAUAACAGGAGACGUCGGGUCAAUCCAUAGAAUUCCUGAGGCUGCCGCUGAACUUCUUCCGGAGUCAGAACUAGAAUACCUUCGAGUCCUCCGUCUUGGAGGUCGGGAUCGUCGGUUCAGCUUCAAAUGGUUCGGCGAGUAUUUCAAUUUCGAAGAGAUCGAGAACCUCAUGCAGACCGAGGGCUCGGGGAUCCUACAAUGGCAAGUGAUCCUGGACUCUUUUGAUUCAUCUCCACAGUCCACUUUGGAGGUUCGCAUGCUUCGUGCUGCUGCAGGCGAGGGGGUUAUGAAUAGAGAAACUUUUGUGGCCCUGGUUGAAACUUUCUUCUUCGUCUUCCCUGAAAACCGACACCUAUUCAGAGUGAACCUCCUGGAUGACCUCGAGGGAUUUGAGAAGAGCAGCACGGGCAGCAAGAUCAUGAAGCUUGUCAAUAGAUUUGAUUAA